AUGACCAGAGACUGCGGACAUAGUAGUACAGGAGAUGACCGGAGACUGCGGACAUUUGGGGAGAGGAAGAGGGGGGAGCUGGUACCUGAAUUUGACAGGUACCCGCUCCCACUUCCGUGGAGUUGUCCUCCCUCCCCAUCUUUUGGGACACGUGACAGGUCCUAGAAGACUGCCGGACCAUUCACAAAGCUCAGCGCUUCUCGCACAUGCGCAGUGGGCACUCGACUUUGAAGCCACAAGCUGUCACAGCCACGUACCCACACUAAAGAUGUCGGUGCCAUGGAGAGAAGACGGUGAGGACACCGCUGGACCGAGGAAUGGGUAG
Messenger RNA from Staurois parvus, 325 nucleotides. Lineage: Eukaryota; Metazoa; Chordata; Amphibia; Anura; Ranidae. The record is from the annotation of a GenBank genome assembly.